This is a messenger RNA of Antechinus flavipes (yellow-footed antechinus), 11334 nucleotides long. RefSeq names its product E1A-binding protein p400-like. The coding region runs from base 139 to 9363 and encodes 3074 amino acids. The record is from RefSeq and is a predicted model, not a curated record. Lineage: Eukaryota; Metazoa; Chordata; Mammalia; Dasyuromorphia; Dasyuridae. The transcript has 55 exons. Gene Ontology annotation, molecular function: ATP-dependent chromatin remodeler activity; ATP binding.
UUGAGGAGGUGGAGGCGGAGGCGGAGGCGGAGGCGCCGCCGCGCCCAUGGAUCUCCUGUCACGCUGCGGGUAUUGGAGGAAGGAAGCAAGCCAAAUGCAGGGCUAAAUAUCAGGAUUUAUUUUAAAGAGGAGGUGAUAAUGCACCAUGGCAACAGUCCUCAGAAUGUGCAGCUCCAAAGGUCCAGGUCCUUCACAGGCAGUGAGGGGGAAGACCAGCAGUCCCAUUCAAAUCUGCCCCAAUCCCCUGCAGCUCCAUUUGCGGCUUCAGCAAGCCCAUCUGCACCCCAGUCUCCCAGUUACCAGAUCCAGCAGCUUAUGAAUAGAAGUCCAGUAGCUGGUCAGAAUGUAAACAUUACACUUCAGAAUGUUGGACCAGUAGUUGGAGGAAACCAGCAGAUCACCCUUACCCCUUUGCCAAUCCCCAAUCCAACUUCCCCAGGCUUUCAGUUCAAUUCUCAGCCAAGGAGGUUUGAGCAUGGUUCCCCAUCCUACAUUCAAGUUACCUCCCCGCUGCCCCAACAGGUCCAGUCUCAAAGCCCAACUCAGCCCAGCCCUGGGCCGGUGCAGACAUUACAGAGUGUGCGGGCAGGCACUCCUGGCCCCGGACUGGGGAUUUGCAGCUCCAGCCCCACUGGAGGCUUUGUGGAUGCCAGUGUCCUUGUGAGACAGAUCAGUUUGAGCCCUUCGAAUGGCGGACACUUUGUGUAUCAGGAGGGCUCGGGCAUCGCCCAGAUUGCUCAGGGAGGGCAGGUUCAGCUCCAGCAUGCGGGGGCCCCAAUUACCGUUCGAGAACGCAGACUUUCGCAGCCCCAUACCCAGACAGGUGGCACUAUCCAUCAUCUUGGACCCCAGAGCCCAGUAGCUAGUGGUGCCAGUAUGCAGCCUCUGACUAGCCCCGGUCACAUCGCCACGACUAGCUUGCCACCCCAAAUCAGUAGUAUUAUUCAAGGACAACUGAUUCAACAGCAGCAAGUAAUUCAAGGACAACAGUUAAAUAGACCAAUGGGGUUUGAGAGGCCUUCGGGUGUCUUAAUAUCUGGAGUUGGAGGCUCUUCAGCCUUUGGGAUGACUUCACCACCCCCAGGACCCACCAGCCCUUCUAGAGCCACUGUGCCACAGGGUCUUUCCAACCUUCCUCUGGCUCCUGCAGGAAAUAUAGGAGUGAAAAAAGUACCUAAAAAAUUGGAGGAAAUUCCACCAGCAUCUCAAGAAACAGCUCAAAUGAGAAAGCAAUGUCUGGAUCAUCAUUACAGAGAAAUGGAGGCUCUAAAGGAAAACUUUAAGGAAUAUUUGAUUGAAUUAUUUUUCUUGCAACAUCUUCAAGGGAAUAUGAUGGAUUUCUUAGCUUUUAAGAAGAAAUUGUAUGGACCCUUACAUGCAUAUCUUAAGCAAAAUGAUUUGGAUUUUGAAGAAGAGGAAGAAGAACAAUCUGAAGUCAUUAAUGAUGAGCAAAUGCACACAGGUUCUCCAGUAGCUGGAACUGUGACUACUUUAGAAAUUGAAACAUUUAAGAGACAACAAACAAUGAUCCAAGCAGAUUCACCUAAGAGACCUCGGAUUGAUGUAGGCUGUCAUGGGGUAACUUUUCAGUAUCCAGUCAUGACUUCAGGAGUUCCUCUUCAGCAAUUAAUGCCAACGGUACAAGGCGGAAUGCCUCCCACUCCUCAAGCUGUACAGCUCACUGGACAAAAUCAAAACCAACAGCAGUAUGAUCCAUCCAAAGGUCCUCCUGUGCAGAAUGCUGCAAGUCUACAUACUCCUCCACCUCAGCUUCCUGGGCGGCUGCAGCCUGCCAAUGUCCCAGGCACAUCCCUCCCUUCAACCCUGCAAAUCUCACAGCAGCCCCAGCAGCAGAUGAUGGAGACUCAGCCCCCAGUCCUGGUGAAGACUCAGCCACCCAACGUAUCCAUCCCUGGUGCUCCAGCCAGCCAGCCCCCAGCACUCCUUCCACAGCCUCUCGUGCCAGCACUCCAUGUCCAGAUGCAAGGACAGCCACCUGCACAGGUCUUUCAACCUCAGGCUAUAGUACAACAGCAGACUGUUUCACUGCUGCAACCAUCUGUGGAUCUUGCCCAGGCUUCUCAGCCUCUUCUGGCAGAUUGUCUACCUCCCUCAUCUCUUCCACCGUCAGCUUCUUCAGGCACAGCCUCAACCUUUGAAUAUCCUUUGCAGACAAUUAGUACUUCCCCAGAGACCAAAUCCUUAUCCCCUGUUGUAUCCAAGCCCCCAGGUUUGUCAGUAGCUGUAGCACCAACAAUUCAGACCCCAGAUCAGAAUGCAACGGGCCUGCCCCCGGAGAGUUCCCAGGACAAGCUUGCUGAGCAAAUAAAACUGGAAAACAACACUCAUCAACGAAUUGCAGAGUUGAGAAAGGAAGGUCUGUGGUCUCUCAGACGACUGCCAAAACUUCAGGAGGCCACACGACCCAAAUCUCACUGGGAUUAUCUCCUUGAGGAGAUGCAGUGGAUGGCAACGGAUUUUGCUCAAGAAAGAAGAUGGAAAAUGGCAGCAGCCAAGAAGAUGGUCAGAACUGUGGCUCGUUACCAUGAAGAAAAGAAACUCAAUGAAAUGAGAAACAAAAAGGAGGAACAGAACAAGUUAAGACGUAUCGCUGCGUCAAUUGCCAGGGAAAUUGAGUAUUUCUGGUCUAAUAUCGAACAGGUUGUAGAAAUUAAACUGCAUAUUGAAUUUCAAGAGAAACAAAAACAAGCAUUAAACAUUAAGAAAUGUUCAAGGCAAGGUAAGGACCCAAAGCCACUAGAAGCUAGAGUGAAGAUAGAAAAUGAAAGCAGUAUGAUUUUAUCGCCAGGAAAGAAGAGAAAGGCAAGCACAUCUUUGACUGAUGAGGAAGUGGAAGAUGAGGAGGAGACAAUUGAAGAACAAGAAUCAAAAGAGGCAAAUAUAAACCAUCAAGCAGAGCUGUGCCGCUUAGUCCGAGAAGCUGAAUUGCCUUUGGAUGAUUUAGUCAAGUUAUAUGAAGGUGCUUUUGUGGGAAGUUUCAAAUGGCCACAGUCUGUAUGUGACAGUGAAGAGACUACUAGUGAAGAAGACCCAGAAGAGACCACCGGUGCCGGAGAAAAGAAGGAAGUCGUGGUCAUAGAUUCGCUCCUCAGCACUGGGCAGUAUCGAGGGGCGGAGAGGGCCAGUCCUGGCAAGAAGCAGGCCAGAGACAUCGCAGAGGUGGUGGCGGCCGCAGAAACCCUGUUACCCAAGGGCAGCGCCCGCAUCACAACCGCGGUAAAGUUCACUGCCCCAUGCUUAUUAUAUGGGGUUCUCAGAGAGUACCAGAAGAUUGGGCUGGACUGGUUAGCCAAACUCUACAGGAAGAAUCUCAAUGGCAUCUUGGCUGAUGAUGCUGGGCUUGGCAAGACGGUGCAGGUUAUUGCCUUUUUUGCACAUCUCGCGUGUAAUGAAGGUAACUGGGGCCCCCACCUCAUUGUGGUUAGGACUUGUCAUAUAUUGAAGUGGGAACUUGAAUUGAAACGUUGGUGCCCUGGUUUGAAGAUUCUUCUUUAUUUUGGUGGCCAAAGAGAACUUAGAGCAAAGAGACAGGAAUGGACUGAACCCAACAGCUUCAACGUAUGUAUCACCUCCUACAAGCACUUCUUUAAAGGGCACCAAGCCUUUGCCAAAGUGAGAUGGAAGUACCUGGUUGUCGAUGAAAUGCAGCAGAUCAGGAACAUGACAGAAAAACACUGGGAGGCACUUUUCAGUCUCCAGAGUCAACAUCGUUUGCUCCUGAUUGACACGCCUUUACAUAAUACCUUGAUGGAAUUGUGGACUAUGGUGCACUUUCUGAUUCCUGGGAUUUCAAGACCAUAUUUGGAUUUUCCAGUGAAAGCUGCUAAUGAAGAGAAUCAAGAUUAUUGUCAUAAACUUGUCAUAAGGUUGCACAGAAUGAUACAGCCAUUUAUUUUACGAAGAUCAAAGAGAGAUGUUGAAAAGCAGCUCAGUAAGAAAUACGAGCAUGUGUUAAAGUGUCGCCUUUCUAACCGCCAGAAGGCCUUGUAUGAUGAUGUGAUCCUCCAACCAGGAACUCAGGAAGCUCUCAAGAGUGGACAGUUUGUCAGUGUCUUACAUGUCUUGAUGAAGCUGCAGAGGAUCUGUAAUCAUCCUGACCUCAUUGACCCCAGGCUCUCAGGUGCUUCAUAUGUGCUGGAAGCCCUCGAGUUCAGGACUGCUGCCGCCAUUGUGCAGGCACUGGAGCGUGGGCUCUGGAAGGACACUGACAUGUCUAUAUUUGAUCUGAUUGGGGUAGAAAAUAAAAUGACGCAUUAUGAAGCCCAGGUGCUACCCAAACAAAAGAUAAGCAGGAAGCUGAUGGAGGAGAUCUACACCUCACCUGUGCCCCAGUCAAGGCCCCGGCCUGUCAAGAUCAAGCCCAACAGGUUGUUCCAACCAGUGCAGUAUGGACAGAAGCCGGAGGGCAAAACAGUUGUUUUUCCAAGCCCUCAAAUACAGCGUAUGGUCCCCACAGCCCCCAGAGGCCAGUCACAAGUGCGAGGAAGAUCCCCCAUUGUAGAUCAAACGGCCGCAGCACAGUUUCAGACAUCUCAGGCUCUUCCCGGUGCUCCAAGACACCAGCCAGCAGCGACCUUCACCACAGCAACUAGCACAGCCAAUCCUGUGAAACAGCGGGGUCAGAACUCGGCCCAGGCCUCCCAGCUAGGCCAGACCCAGCCCCAGCCCCAGGCCCCCUCGCACACCAUCCAACAGAGUGUGCUUCCUCAGAGGCUGGUACUGACCUCUCAGGCCCAGGCACGGUUGCCUAGUGGGGAGGUGAUGAAGGGUGCUCAGCGGGCUCCUUUCGCAGCAACUCAAGGCAGGAUAGCUCAGCCAGAGAGUCCCGUGACCCUGCAGUUUCAGGGCAAUAAGUUCACCCUGUCCCACAGUCAGCUCUGCCAGCUCACUGCUGGCCAGCCUCUGCAGCUUCAAGGAAAUGUUCUUCAGAUUGUUUCUGCACCAGGACAGCAGUAUUUGCGUCCCCAAGCCUCUCUUGUUAUGCAAACCAUGCCUCAGACUGGAACUGGGCAAAAUGCUCCCAGCACUCUAGGAAAUCAGCAUCAAGGACAUAUGCUAGGUUCUACAGCAGUUGCUCACCAAGCUGGUACACCCAGCAGAACUGCAGUUGUUAACCUGUCUUCUGGGGAACAAAGAAUCAUAUCCAAAUCAGCAGGAACUCAAACCCAGAUAUCAUUGGCAGAAAAAAGCAGACUUUUAAAAGAGCGUCUCGAUAGGAUAUUUUCUGGCAAUGAACGGCGUUGUUCCAGAGCUCCUGUUUAUGGCAAAGAUGUGUUGGGAAUUUGCUCAUUAUUUGGGGAAAGGAAGGCACCUCAGCAUUAUUACCCUGCAGACAAAUGGAGGUGGGCCGGCUUAGUGAAUUGUUGUCCUUCCUCGGGCACACCAGAAAGUUCAGCAGACCCAUUGCAGUAUCUGAGACUGACAUCACAUCAACAGAAUGAAUGUCUACAGGAUGCCAUUAAAAGGGUGCUCCGAGUGCUUCCAGCCGUGAUCGCUGCACCCCCCUACCUCUGCAUGUCAAAUCCUUCUCCAUCCUACAGCCAGAAAAUGAACCUCUUCAGACAUAACCUCAAGCUGGAGCUGGCUCCUUAUUUACAACAACUGCAGCGGAUAGCAGCUCCUCAUUCAUUAGAAUUCCCUGAUCUCCGGCUGGUACAGUGUGAUUCAGGCAAAUUAGAAGCUCUGGCAGUCUUGCUGCAGAAACUGAAAUCAGAAGGCCGGCGAGUACUAAUUUUGUCCCAGAUGAUUUUGAUGCUAGAUAUCUUGGAGUUAUUUUUGAACUUUCAUUUCCUUACAUUCAUCAGAAUUGAUGAAUAUGCCAGUUAUGAGCAGCGUCAGGAACUGAUGAAGAGUUUCAACAGAGAUAAGCGGAUAUUUUGUGCCAUUCUUUCCACCCACAGUCGCUCUACUGGUGUCAAUCUUGUAGAAGCUGACACAGUUGUAUUUUAUGAUAAUGACUUAAAUCCAGUGAUGGAUGCAAAGGCACAAGAAUGGUGUGAUAGAAUUGGAAGAUGCAAGGACAUCCACAUAUACAGGCUUGUAAGUGGUAAUUCCGUAGAAGAAAAGCUGUUGAAGAAUGGUACCAAAGACUUAAUUAGAGAAGUAGCAGCUCAAGGAAAUGACUAUACCAUGGCAUUCUUAACUCAGCAAACUAUCCAGGAACUUUUUGAGGUCCAUUCUCCUGUGGAUGAUACUGGCUUCAGAGUGAAAGCUGAGGAAUUUGUUCUUCUCUCUCAGGAAUCUUCUGUAGCUGAAACAAUUGCCCCCAAGGUUGCAAAACCUUUUAUAGAGGCUUUGAACAGCAUCGAACAAGAGGAUGAAGAAGAUCCAGUCAGACACACAGAGGAAAUAAGAACAGCUGAAAUGGAAUCUUUCCCAACAGCUUUCAUCUCAGACCUGGAUGACUUAAAAUGCGAUGAAGAGCCUUCACAGAGAGAGGAAUUAUUUGCAGUUGUUGACCAACUUACUCCUAUAGAGAAAUAUGCAUUGAAUUAUCUGGAGCUCUUCCAUGUUUCUGGUGAUGAGAGUGGACAAAAAAUAAUAGAGAGGAAAUUGAAGAAUGUGAAGAAAAUUUGGGAACUACAUCAUAUGAGAGAAUUGAAGGAAAAAGCAGAAAGCAUGUUUCUAGAGGAGGAAGAGGAGUUAUUGACUUACACGAGGGAAGAUGCCUAUAGUAAGGAAUAUGUUUAUGAAAGUCCAGAUGGACAAACUGAGAUAAUGCCACUUUGGACCCCUCCCACUCCGCCUCAGGAUGACAAUGAUAUUUACAUCGAUCCUGUCAUGUGUUUAAUGUAUGAAGCUACUCCCCUCCAGGAGUCUCAGCUGCCACCUGUGUAUGUGAGGAAGGAGCACAAACAACCCAAAGCAGAGCCCUCUGCUGCUGGUCGGAAGAAGAAGCAGCGGUAUGGGGAGACUGUCAUUCCUCCUCGAUCCCUCUUUGACCGGGUGACUCCAGGGGUGUCUAAGACGCGCCGAGAGAGCAAAGAGCAGAAGAAGAAUAUUCUGUUGAAACAGCAGACCCAGUUUACCAAAUCUUCACCAACAGCAGAGUCUGGGCAGGACAGCCCCGAGUGGCUCAUUAGUGAAGACUGGGCAUUGUUGCAGGCUGUAAAACAGCUGCUCGAACUUCCUUUAAAUCUUACUAUUGUGUCACCAGCACACACCCCAAAUUGGGAUCUUGUAAGUGAUUUUGUCAACUCCUGUAGUCGAGUUUAUCGCUCUCCCAAACAGUGUCGAAACCGCUAUGAAAAUGUCAUCAUUCCAAGGGAAGAAGGGAAGCUUGUGUUUGAAGUGAACCCUAAAAAGAAGGCCAAAAACAUCUAUAAGACCAAGAAUAGUCGUCCUCUUCGCACUAACCAGGUCUAUGCCCAAGAUGAAGGUUCCACUCGUACCCAACUUUAUACCAGUCAUUUUGAAAUGGCAAAAGUGAUUGCAGGAAAGAGAAGUCCCCUGAGUAAGCCCUUGCUUGGAAUGAAUCCUUUCCAGAAGAAUCCCAAACAUGCAUCAGUAUUUGCUGAAAGUGGAAUCACUUAUGACAAGCCCCUGCCUCCGAUUCAGGUUGCUUCCCUACGUGCCGAACGUAUUGCUAAGGAGAAAAAGGCUUUGGCUGAACAGCAGAGAGCUCAGCAGCAAACAGGGAUACAGCUUCAACCACAGCAGCAGCAGAGCACCCAGCAACAAACCCAGCAAGCAGUUGGACAGCAACAACAGCAGCCUCAGCCCCAACCCCAGCCCCAAUCCCAACCUCAACCCCAGUCUCAGUCCCAACCCCAACCCCAGCCCCAGCCCCAGUCUCAGCCUCAGUCUCAACCCCAAUCCCAAUCCCAAACCCAAACCCAAACCCAACCCCAGCCCCAGCCACAGGUAUUCCAGCAGCCCGCAGCAUUAGUGCAGCCUACAGCAACUACUGUAGCCAGCUCUACAGUCUUGGCUGGAACAAUCAAACCUGCAGUCACAGGAACAAGCAUCCAGACAGCUACUGUGAAUGGAAAUGUCAUUGUGAACACAGUUGCUGGCAUCCCAGCAGCUACAUUCCAGCCCAUCAAUAAGCGGCUUGCCUCGCCAGCUAUACCUGGACCACUGGCAGCUUCAGGAGGUGGCACUCCUGCUCCAGUGGUUCAUAGCCAGCCUCGGCCCGCUGCCACACCUGCUGCUUCUGCCGAGCUCCUCUCUGUUGCGUCUACACAGGGGGUGCGAGCAGUCACUCCUAUCCCAGCGUCCACGGUGGGCAUGACUAACCUGACCCCUGUGCAGGCUCAGACAAGGUCAUUAGUGACUCAGGUAACACAAGGGACAGCCACAGGAGUUCAGCUUUCCAGCAAAACUAUCACUCCUGCUCACUUUCAACUUCUCAGGCAGCAGCAGCAGCAACAGCAGCAGCAGCAAACAACAACUCAGGAGCACCCGCUCAAGCUGCCCAAGCACAAGCUGGCCGCCCAAGCCGCGCCUCAGCUGCCCACUGCGGCAGGACCACACACAGCUCCGGCGCCGCUGCCCGCUGUGCUGCCACCGGCCCCGCCCCCCCAGCUCGCCGGGGCCCAAGCCCCUAGGUCCGGAAGUGUGCUGGCCGGCACCACUGUGGCCAACCUGCAAGUGGCUCGCCUGACCCGGGUGGCUACUUCCCAGCUUCCAGCUCCAGGACAGAUUGCCCCCGCAGCUGCUGCCAAAUCCCCUGUGACGUCCUCGCAGGCAGUCACAGCCCUCCCAGGGAACAGGACAGCAAUUGGGGGGGCUCUCAGCCCACCCCAGAAAGCCACAGGUCCGACAGUAGUUGCUCAGCCGCUGCAUGUCCAACAGCUUCUGAAACUCAAAAACCACCAGCAACAGAAAGUCAUUCAGCCUCAGAGUCAGAAGAUCAGUGCACAGCAUGUUACUGUCCAGGCCCAGCAGCAGAAAGUGGCUUAUGCUCAACCCAGCAUUAAAACCCAGUUCCUGAAGACACCCCUGCCCCAGGCCCCAAAACCCACAGGAGCCCAGCAAGUGCCAGCCCCGGUAAAGGUUACAAAGAUUCCUCAAGUUGUUCAACAACAAACAGCUGUGGCCAAUCUUCAACAGAUGGUCUCUGUUUCCCAGCAGGUUCAACCUCAACAACAAACUAUGUCCCAGACCACAGUCGGUCCACACCAAGUACAAGUGCUCCCUGCAACAUCAAUGGCUCCUCAGGCAGUUCAACAGAAACUUGUACAGCACCAAGUCGUGACCCCUGCCACGCCACAGCUGCAGGUCCCUGGGGGACCCAACCCUGGACAGGUCCCUCCAGCCUCAGAAGGGCAAAGUCAGCAAUCCAAAGGGCAUAUGCAGAUGUCUGCGGUCAGAUUAAAGGCACUGUCCAAAUCCAACUAAAGGGGUGCCUGAUUGUGGCCAGUCAGAGAGAAUUUGGAAAUGCCAGAGAACAGGCAGUCAUCUGAUGUCAUGAAGCACUUUUAAAGUUACAUUUUAAUCUUUAAUUGUACACAAAACUCAAAAAGGUUGGGAAGGAAAUUGUCAAAAUCUUUUUUUUUUCGUUGUUUAAAAAAAAAAAAAAGAUGAUUCUUGCUCUUAUUGGACCAUCAUUUCUAAGCAUUGAUUCAAACUACAUAAAGAAUUUUCAUUUUAAGAGUUCCACAGAGCUUGUUAGAAACAUUCUCUACCCUCUUAGAAGUGGAUGGUCUAGUAUGACAGCCUAAUAUCAUAGGCCAUUUCUUCUGUUUGUUCACAAGUGGGAUGGCCUGGGCUGAGCUGCGAGCUUCUGGAUCAAACUGGUCACCCUUCUCUUACAUAAGCAUUCCCUCCUAGAAUAAGUCUGGGUGUAAUGUGAUCUCUUAAAUCUGUAGUCCGUCAGUGUGACCAUCUGCGCCUAGCACUGCUUUGCACAUUAGUAGGUGCCUAAUAAAUGUUUGUUGAAUUGAAUCUGGAUGUAUAGUUAAAAUUUUAACGAAAGUUCACUUUCUGUUCUUGUAAUUCUUUUGAGCUGUUAGUUUUGUGUACCUUUCCUGAAGCUGUAUGUGUGCGUGUGUGUGUGUUUGCUUUCAUUCAUUUUGUGAUAAUGGUUAUUCUUGGAAUGUAAUGAGUGUGUUGAUCCUAGUUCUAUGUAUAGUAAAACUGUAACCUUUUUGUAAAAGGAGUAUUCACUUUGUAUCUUGGAAAAUUUCCUAUUUGUCUAGUUUGAUACUUCCAGUUUGGGAGAGUUUUUAACUGCUGGGGUUUAAUUUAAGUUUCAUUUGCUUUUGUGAUGUUUCUGUGUUCAGUAUAAAAUCUAUUCAGCCUUCAGCUGGGGAAGAGAGGAAAGUAAACAAAACUCAAGAUUAAUUCUGAGCUGUGCAAAAAAUACACUUUUAUAUGAUUAUUUUACUAAAGUGAAUAAGAAUUAUGAAUGUAUAUUCAGGUAGAUGUUUGGAGGAUGAGGUCACAGUCUAUUACUAAUCUAAAGGAGCCUGCCUCAUUUUAAAAGAAAUGAUAAAAUAUAUUGUAUGGUCCUAAGACUUAUCCACAUAUGAACCUUUUAAAAUAAAGGCUGCUUACUUAAGAGGGUCAAAGGGCUCUUCUUAAAUUGGUCCUGCUCUUUUCUUUUCAUGUGACUGUGACGAGAAUUUUUUCCAUUGCAUUUGAUAAAGUGGAUUUUUAAAAAGCAUUUUUCCCCUUUAGUGUGGGAUUAUUUGUUUCGGUGGUAGCUUAAUUAAAAAUAAAAGCAUUUUUGCUUUACAAAACAACUUUAAGGAUAUGACAAUAUUACUGAUGUGAGGUGAGAUGGUAAAGCAAGAGACAGAGCUCAGUUUAAAGGAGGAAAUACAUGUCCAGUGGUUCUGGUAUAGAUUACAAUUGUUAGGUCUUCUGGGUAUUGGAAUGUUUUCCAGUCUGUUUCCCUUCUCUAGGUCACUCAGUUACCAUGUUUCCCCGAGUGUGAAAUUAUUCUUUGCCAUCCAUUUAUCUUUUAGAUGGACAGUGAAAUAGAUAGAUUCAAGGUGCCAUUUGAGUUGGUUAAAUUUGGCCACAAAAGAAACAUUUUGCAUCCCUGGCAUAUUGGUGCCCAUUUUAGAAUCAUGCCAAGGUAUCCUGUCUUUGCUUUGGAACAGAUGGCUGUGUCCUGCACAGAUCAGUAUCACGGUCUGCCACAGGCAGCUGGUUCUGUGGCUCAUUCAUUGAUCAGCAAAGAUGGAAACACCUUUCUUAACUUUUAAAAAAUAGUCUCUUUCCCAGGAAUCAACUGGUACCAGGAAGGCAGGGCCAAGUCUAAAUUACUGACGAAUGUGGGCGCUCGUACUCACUAUGUAGGAUUGUAUGGAAUUGUGAUGUAUCCUACCAAACAGAGAGUGUAAUAAAGUGUACGUUUUUAUA